AAAAAAGUAAAGUUAAAAAAUUCCCCUCACGAUAUAUAUAUAUAGAAGUGGCGUGUGUAACAGAGUUCGAUGUGAAUUGCAGAUAUCUUCUUUCUUUCUAUAAUAGAAAAAAUCCUAAAUUACCAAAAUUUUAGCUCAAGAAACUUCUAUUUACAAAAAAUAACAAAAAUGGAUUGGGUAAGAGGUGAAGCAAUAGGCCAUGGAAGCUUCGGCAAAGUUAGUUUUGCAGUACCCAGAAAACAGAGCAGUCAAGUUAUGGUGGUCAAAUCUUCUCUAGCUUCUCAGUCAGCUACUCUGAUGAAUGAGAAGCUAAUUUUGGAAGAGAUUAAGGGUUGCCCACAAAUCAUCAAUUGCCUUGGUGACAGCUAUACCUUUGAAAAUGGCGCAAAACUGUACAAUGUCUUAUUGGAGUAUGCCCCUGGAGGUGCUCUGUCGGAAAAGCUCAAGAAUUCCGGUGAUCGUAAGUUGCCGGAGAUUGAAAUCAGGAAAUACACCAAGGCCUUAUUGAAAGGGCUACACUAUAUCCACAAGUGUGGCUAUGUUCAUUGCGAUAUUAAACCGCAGAACAUUCUUUUUGGCGAAAAUGGUCAAGUCAAAAUUGCUGAUUUUGGGUUGGCAAAGAGAGUUGAAUCAAUAAUAGACGAUAAAUUGCGUUGUGAACUGAGGGGUACCCCACUUUACAUGUCGCCGGAAAUGGUCACCGCCGGUGAACAGGACACUCCUGCCGAUAUCUGGGCACUUGGGUGUGUAAUUUCUGAGAUGGCUGCCGGAGUUCCAGUCUGGGGAUACUCAGAUUUAGCCCAACUAUUGAUGAAUAUUGGAGUUGGUAAUGAGUUGCCUGAAUUUCCGACGAUGUUAUCGGAAGACGGUAAAGAUUUUCUUGAAAAAUGCUUGGUGAAGGACUCGAAAAAGAGAUGGACGGCUGAGAUGCUUCUAUUACACCCGUUUGUUGCUGAUGAAGAUGACACUGUUUUAUUGAAUGACGAAAGAUGCAACAGUGGCAGCCCUUCAACAUCUCCUAGGUGCCCAUUUGAUUUCCCAGAUUGGGUAUCUGAUGACUCUUCUGAAUCAUCAGUAACAUGUCCAAUUACAUCUUUGCCCUCGCCGGCAAUUCAAGAACUGCGGAAUUUGAACGGCGGGUCAUGGUCCACAACGCCGGCUGAAAGGCUGCGGGCACUGUUAAGUGGUGAAAUCAGACCUGAAUCUGACUGGUCGGCUGCUGAUGGUUGGGUCAGCGUUAGAUGAUGUCAAAUGUUUUCGCUGAUUAGUCAGAUUUUCACAGAGUUGUGCAGAAUAUUUUUUUUUCAAUUAGCAGCUCUGUCGAAAUUAAACUUUAGAGAAUAGCUAAUUCGGCCAAUAUUUUUUCCUUUUGUACAUAAAUGACAGUUCAUUGUAUAUAAACAGAAAUGAUAUUUUACUUGAAACAAGAGUAAUUGGGGAUCACUGAUA
Molecule: messenger RNA, 1449 nt
Organism: Solanum pennellii
Lineage: Eukaryota; Viridiplantae; Streptophyta; Magnoliopsida; Solanales; Solanaceae
Product: mitogen-activated protein kinase kinase kinase 17-like
Exons: 2
Coding region: 169-1245 (358 amino acids)
Biological process (GO): protein phosphorylation
Molecular function (GO): protein kinase activity; ATP binding
Source: RefSeq, a predicted model, not a curated record